CUAAAAAUAAAGUAUUCAAAACAGAAUGAGUACUGACAAUAAAGAUAGUUUGUUGUCGAGAUGGGUAAACUAAAAGAAUCAGUGUAGUUUCAAACUUCGGUACAGAUCGUUUGAGGCGAGCAACUUGUAUUUUAAAAAAAACAACAAUCAUGCCGGCUAGAAAUAAAGACCAAGAACAAGAAGUGUUGACGUGGAUUGAGAAUGUUACAGGCGAAAAGUUGCCUAAUCAGCCGUACGAAGAUGUGCUCAGAGAUGGAGUCGUAUUAUGUAAUUUAAUUAAUAAAAUUAGUCCCGGAUCUGUGAAAAAAAUCCAAACCAAAGGUACCAAUUUUCAAUUAAUGGAGAAUAUUCAAAGGUUUCAAGCAGCUGUGAAAAAAUACGGUUUACCAGAAGAAGAAAUCUUCCAAACUGCUGAUCUUUUUGAAAAAAGAAAUAUUCCACAAGUGACUCUGUGUUUAUAUGCUCUCGGAAGAUUGACUCAAAAACAUCCCGAAUACACCGGUCCUCGAUUAGGCCCUAAAAUGGCCGAAGAAAAUAAACGAGAAUUCACCGAAGAACAACUACGAGCUCACGAAGGAGUACUUAAUCUUCAAAUGGGAUAUAACAAAGGAGCAUCUCAAGCUGGAGUCGGUUCUUUCGGAAACACCAGACAUAUGUAAAUCCGGCUAAAUUACCUCGAUCAUAUCCAGUAUUAUGUGUUAUUUUAUUUAUACGUAUACCUAUUACUUAUAUAUUUAUUAUCAAUUAUUUUAAUUUUUUUGCAUUUCCCUCUUCUGUUUUCCUCAUCUUCUCGAUCAACUAGUCAACCAACGUAGAACUUGUUUCGUUCAAGACUAACAGUAACAAUAUAAGUACAUUUAUAUUACGAUACUUAUUUUAUAAUCCGUUUAUUGUACGCACCAGUACCAGCAUAUUUUAUAACCAAACAUCAAUAUUUAAUCCUUCCAGGAUUUAAAACCUUCGUCGUAACGUUAAAAUAUUAUACAAAAAUUUCAAAUCAUCUCAUAUUUUAGGAAAAAAAUUCACAACAAUGUAUUUUUUAAAUUAUGCAACGUUACCUUAUCAGAUUUCGCUUUGAAAUAAAUAUCGAUGCAAUUAUUUUAAA
Molecule: messenger RNA, 1105 nt
Organism: Planococcus citri (citrus mealybug)
Lineage: Eukaryota; Metazoa; Arthropoda; Insecta; Hemiptera; Pseudococcidae
Product: myophilin
Exons: 4
Coding region: 150-659 (169 amino acids)
Biological process (GO): actomyosin structure organization; actin filament organization
Cellular component (GO): actin cytoskeleton
Molecular function (GO): actin filament binding
Source: RefSeq, a predicted model, not a curated record